AUGGCUGCGAAACAGCACUGGAUUCACACGUGGACUGCAAUGCCCUUGCUUGCAGAGCCAGAGAAGCUCCCACCCAAGCCAUUUAACCAAAAGAAUUUGAUUUUCCGUGACACCACAAUCCGCCAAACCGUCAAGACAACCCUCGGUCUAGCGCGAUACUUCCGCUUCCGCUUCUCUAAUGCCUUUGGCACCGAUGAUCUGACAAUAGCAGAAACUACCGUCGCACUGGCAAAAAGUGGUGUUUCUGGAGGCCAUGCUAUUGAGUUGCCCACACUGAAAAGAGUGACCUUUAAUGGUGAAUCGGCAACGACGAUCUCAGGCGGUGCACUGGCCGUUUCGGAUGCUGUGGACCUGGGUCCUUUACCCGCGGGAAUCGUCCUAACGAUCAGCAUGUUUCUUGAGUCGGGACAAAACGGUGAGACGGGAAUCACCUGUCAUCCCGGGAGUCGAACGAGUUCCUUCUGUGUUCUGGGGAAUCGGGUUGCAGAUUCCGAUUUUACAGAAUACUCGGUUGAAGAGAUUGAGCACUGGUAUUAUAUCUCUGGAAUCGAAAUACUUGCACCUCGGGACACGGGUACAUUUGCGAUCAUUGGAGAUAGCAUAACUGAUGGCCGGUGCAGCACAACAAAUGGAAACGAUCGAUGGCCAAACCUUCUCUUCUCUCGCUUUCAAUCCUACCAUUCAACAUCCUCAACCUCAAUAAUUAGCCAAGCAGCAGGUGGAAAUAGGAUCCUAACCGACGGAAUCGGACCGAACGUGCUCAGUCGUCUGGAUAGAGAUAUUCUCUCCCUCCGAGGAGUGCGCCAAGUCCUCAUCUUCGAAGGGGUGAACGAUAUAGGCACUGCAAAUGCUGAUGAAGAAAGUCAGAAAAUCAUCGGUGAUCGGUUGAUCGCUGGAUACAAACAGAUCGCUACUAGAGUGCAUGCUUGUGGAAUUCGGAUCUUUGCUGCGACAAUCACGCCAUUUGGACGAAGGGAGGACGAGGUGAUUGUUGAUCCAGAGGAAGCGGGUGUUACUAGUUAUUCGCAUCCGGAAAGAGAGAAAACAAGACAACGAGUUAAUGACUGGAUUCGAAAUAGCGGGACUUUUGAUCGAGUGAUUGAUUUUGAUCGAGUCUUAAGAGACGAGCAUCAUGUUUCUGCUUUGGCGAAGAGGUUUGAUUCAGGGGAUCGAUUGCACCCGAACUUGGAGGCCUUUCAUGCCUUGGCUGACGCAUUUCCCCUGGGUAUUUUCACCACUGACUUCGGAAACUGGGUCUAG
Molecule: messenger RNA, 1260 nt
Organism: Penicillium longicatenatum
Lineage: Eukaryota; Fungi; Ascomycota; Eurotiomycetes; Eurotiales; Aspergillaceae
Product: SGNH/GDSL hydrolase family protein
Exons: 4
Coding region: 1-1260 (419 amino acids)
Molecular function (GO): hydrolase activity, acting on ester bonds
Source: RefSeq, a predicted model, not a curated record